AUGAGUGCAACAUCAACUUCUAUUACUGAUAUGCCAUUCCCAUCAGUUACCAUUUGUAAUAUCAAUAAAGCUCGUUAUAGUAUCGCAAAUCAAUUUGUGAGUGGUUCAAGUCAAAGUGCUUGGCUACAAAAUAUCUGCAUGGAUGAGUAUGCAAAUAGUACGGUGAAAAAUGAUGACGUGCCAUUGAGGGAAUGGGAAAAAAUGGGAGAAUGGGAUUCAUUUAAACAAUAUUUAUUGAACAUUUCGCAGCCAUGUAGUGCCAUGCUGUUGAUGUGCCGUUAUGCAUUGGAUACAUUCAACUGUAUGGACAUUUUCGAUACAAAUCUAAGCGACGAAGGAAUUUGUUGCACAUUCAAUAAGGCCGAACCAAAAUUUCUCUUCAAAAAUCCAACAAACGCUUCGAGCAAUUUCGAUGAUGAUGCUCAUUCUGAAGAAUUCGGUACACCGAUUGAUUGGACGCCAGAAGUGGGCUAUCCUGUGAAUUCAGAGCUAAAACAAAAAUCUUCACCCAGACCCGCAGCAGAAUUUUGUCACGCAAUACUAGGACCUGGCUCACACUUGGGACUGUAUGUCAUACUUGAUAGUGAAACGUCGGACUACUAUUGUAGUUCAACAAACAGUGCAGGUUUCAAAAUUCUACUACACAAUCCAACUGAAACUCCGCGCAUCAGCGACUUUGGGCUAUUAGUUGCACCAGGCCGUGAAUCACGCAUUACGAUCAGGCCAAAAAUACAAACGGCAUCCCAUCGCAUACGACGUAUUCCAAUAGAAAGCAGACAGUGCAUUUUUGCGAACGAAGCAAAUCUCAGCUAUUUUCGCACAUAUUCUCGUAAAAAUUGCGAGAUGGAAUGUUUUUCUCGCUUUGUCGAACAGGUGUGCGGUUGUGUUCAAUACUUCAUGCCGAUGAUUACUCAAAACACAAAAGUCUGUAAUCGAGCCGAAAGUAAAUGUUACAAUUCCGUGCGAUUGUCUCUUGAACGCGGAGACAAUGCAAAAUAUACAUGUGCAUGCUUGCCGGGUUGUGAUGAAUUGAGUUUUACGGGUGAAAUAUCAAGUGCAACACUGACAAAGACCAAUUUUCAAUUGGAAAACCAUCUUCAGAAUUUUACCGACGAAGUCAUAAGGCGGGACGUAGCAAUUGUUCAAGUAUUUUAUGCAGAAAGUUUUUUUCGAAGCUACGUUAAAGAUGAGCUUAUUGGCGUUACAGAGUUUCUAUGUUGA
Molecule: messenger RNA, 1221 nt
Organism: Contarinia nasturtii (swede midge)
Lineage: Eukaryota; Metazoa; Arthropoda; Insecta; Diptera; Cecidomyiidae
Product: pickpocket protein 28-like
Exons: 8
Coding region: 1-1221 (406 amino acids)
Biological process (GO): sodium ion transmembrane transport
Cellular component (GO): membrane
Molecular function (GO): ligand-gated sodium channel activity
Source: RefSeq, a predicted model, not a curated record